Molecule: messenger RNA, 2243 nt
Organism: Penaeus chinensis
Lineage: Eukaryota; Metazoa; Arthropoda; Malacostraca; Decapoda; Penaeidae
Exons: 9
Coding region: 77-1471 (464 amino acids)
Source: RefSeq, a predicted model, not a curated record
UGGACAGGAUGAGCCUCAGCCAGUAUCUUUCCUGACUUCCAACAUCGUUCUUCUCCUCUCUUGUACCUCACGCGCGAUGGCCAACGAUCAGAAGCUGCGCCUGUUCGCCUGGGGCAUCCUGCUCGUGCUGCUUCCUGCGGCGGCGAUGGGCGCCGAGGAGCCCCAGGCCUGCACCCAAAUGCGAGGCGAGUGCCGGCUGAAGACUCAGCAGCAGCGGCUAGGCGAGGACCUCUUCACGCAUCUUAAUGUGUCUUGCUAUUGCAAGCACGGGGAGGAUGUAUUCGAAGACCUGCAGGACCUGCUUUCGGUCAGAUGUUCCUGGUUGCCAUCAGAACCGCAUAUGAAGGUCAACAGCUCGACAAUCCAUGUUGUUGGAUGCAGUGUUAAGUCACAAAUGUUUCCUCUGGGGAUCCUGCAACUGGCACGUCGCACUGACAACUUAGAGAUCAUAGUAAAGGAUUCCCCAAAAUUACGAUUGGCUCCCGCGUCGACAGCUGAAAACACAGUGCCCAAAAUUUCUGCCAGUUUCGUUAAUAGCAACCUCAGCGGCCUCCCCGAAGGUUGGGUCACGGGCGGGAAGGAGGUCGAGCUCGUGAUGAAGGACUGCGAAGUGUCAAUCAUUGAGUCGCGAGCCCUGGCUGGGUACGACGAAGACGCCCAAGUUCAGGCCACGUUCGUUAAUACUGAUAUUUUGACCGUGCAGAUGGUGGCCUUUGUGCUUCCCAAGAACAGUUUCAUGAAGCUGGAAAACGGCCAGAUCCUGAACUGGAAACGCUCAGGAUACACCGGAGGCUCUGAGCUGCACCUGGAAAGAAUUCGCUUUGGAAAAGUCCUCACCAAUGCCUUCGACAUCGGCAGCCUUAGCGUCUUUACCAUGUCUGACUGCAAAGUGGCCGCCUUAUAUGACGAGGCUCUGGCCUACCAUGCCGCUUUGAAUAGAAGAGAAAAGGAGAACAAAAAAGCCGAUAUCACGAACAACAACUUCAUCCAGGCCAGUGGAACAGCUCUGUCGCGUCUCUGCAACUUCGAUAAACUUAACUUCCACAACAACACCUUUGCCAAUCUUAUAAAUCCUCCACUUCGGCUCUAUCGUCCAGGGUGUCAUCCUGAGCGACAGUGGGACGAGGUCGUCAGCAGGACAGGACUCAAUUGCACGAGAUGCGAAGACUUCCUCAACCCGGACACUCAGAGUUGUGCCAUCUACAAAAGCGCCCAGUGCAUAUCAUGUACAGAAUAUCUGGACGAUUGUAACAUCGAUGUAUUGCCCUAUCUUGUGCUGAACAAGUGUUCCAGUUCGCAUCCCACGUUGGUCGAGUCCCUGCAGAACACUUGUGACUUCCGAGCUGAAGUGGCCGCCCCUCAGGCAAGGUCUCUGGACUCGGGCACGACUAACACUGCACCCACAGCUCUGGCGAUAAUGGCUGGGCUAAUCCUGUCUGUGCUGGAGGGAAGGAAAGGCUACAGUGGUUAAAGAAUGUACACUGACAAUGCGGUUUGGCCGUAUUCGGAAAGAGCAACAGGGAUAUGUAAUUGCACACUUUCGAUUAAGUAAUUAAGUCUUUUUCUUUCAAUGGGAUACACGAAAAAACACAGUAUAAUUUCUCUGUGAGGAAGGGAACGAGUUAAGUUUCGCUAUACGGGACUAAGUCGUGUAGAUAAUGCACACGAAUAUAUAUUUCCCGGAUGAUUUAAAAGUGAAACCCAUCGUUCGAGGUGGAAGGUGCUUAACAUUGUUGAUUUCUUUCAAUGACUUCGGUUUCCAGCCCGAGCAACGUCGUCGUCACGGAAACCGCCGCACGCACGCAAAAAGCAGUUUGUCGUUUUGACUGUUUGAAGAAUCCAAUAAUUACGAUGUACAUUCAGACUAUUGGAUAUUUUAUCAUGUGUUCAAAAUAGAGUAACGACCAAUCAUUUCAUGAAUUGUAGACAUAUGUUUAUAUGAACGUAAGCAGAUAAACAUGCAUAUACGUACAUCUAUGCAUAUAUACUGACGUGCAUAUUAUACAUACAUACAUCUAAUUAUAUAUAACGUUUUGUGGCCAGUAACCAAGUACAAGGAAAGCUAAAGUAGUCAUGCAUUCGUGUGACUGAAAUCACUGCAUAUCUGGUAUUUAACAUUCACUUGGUGUUUGCAUAUGUGUGUAUAUCAUAUAUUGUUUGCAUAUCAUUAUAUUUAUAAUCUAUUAUCAUUAUCUUCAUUAUUAUUGUUAUUAUUAUUAUCAGCAUUGUUAUUAUUAUUACUA